This is a messenger RNA of Eutrema salsugineum, 953 nucleotides long. RefSeq lists its product as uncharacterized. The transcript is spliced from 5 exons. NCBI's taxonomy places the organism in Eukaryota, Viridiplantae, Streptophyta, Magnoliopsida, Brassicales, Brassicaceae. Bases 209 to 739 code for a protein of 176 amino acids. The record is from RefSeq and is a predicted model, not a curated record.
ACUGAUAAAACUUAAAAGGAAAAGUAAGAUGGAGAGAGAAGCUCUCGUAGAAGGGUUUGGUGAAAAAAAAGGAAAAGGUAGAUAGAAAAUAAAAAGGUAUAGAGAUGUGUAUUUUACUUUGGUGACGAAGAAGAGUCAAUAAUCAAGGAAGAAGAACACUGACGUCAGGUUUUAUAGCUAACAUUGACAUCAAGAACACAAUUCGAGUAUGUCGAACGUCAAGAACAUGAUGUGCACAACCUUAAAAAAGUCAAUGCCAGCCAUAGCUUUCUUCGGGAGAUUGACAUUUGCCUCUGUUUUUCUCAUAUCUGCAUUUCAAGAUUACGCUGAUCAUUUUGGCGAUGGUGGACCUCUCGAAAAGACGAUCGGACCAGCAGUGAAUGUGAUGACCAAAUAUGGCUCUAAGGUUCUCACGUUUUACACUGGAAUGCAAGUGGUCGCGUUCGAUGUUCGACUCUUAGAGUUUUCGCUUAUAGGCGCAAAAGGGGCUGCAGCUUUAUGGUUCAUCUUUGGACAAUCCAUCCCAGCUUACUUCUUGCUCGCAACACAAAUACUCUCAACUGUGAUUCCUUUCCCGACCAAUUUGAAAGACUUCACUCAGAACUUGACGUUAAUCGGAGCGUUGCUCUAUUACAUUGGAUUGAAGCAUAGUAUCGACAACCUCGAGGAGGGAGAGAAGAACAAGGAGAAGGAGACAGAAGAUGAUAAGACCUCAACUUCUAAAGCCAAAGCAAACUAAAAUAUAAACUUCACAAACUCAUUACCUUACGUUGGUAGUUCCCAUUCUAUUAUUUCCUUUUUUGGGCUUAUUGUUAUACUAAGAAAUGGAUAUUAGUUUCGAUCCAAUGUUUCCUUGUGUUUCCUGGUUCCAUCAUUGGAUUAUUAAACUACAAAGAACGUAACUUCACGAACAACAAUUAUAAAAGGGAAACAUUGGAUCGUACAAAACUAGG